UUUCAAAUGUCACGACGUUUCCGUCAACUUGAAAGUGUCGAUGAAAUGUUGCCGAAAAGGCGUAGAUCAGCCUCGGGAACAUCAGAAAGCUCAAAUACGUCUAAAGAAGAAUCAUUUGCAAUUCCAGUAAAGAAUAAGAAUAUUUCAGAACAGGUCAAAUCAAAAUGGACGAAUCGUGAGCGUGUUCUGAUUUUUUGUUCUCGUGGUGCAUCCUAUCGCAUGCGUCAUCUAAUGAAGGAUUUCUUAAAUUUAAUGCCUCAUAGCAAAUCGGAUAAUAAAUUGGACAAAAAGAAAAGCUUGGUAUUGAUUAAUGAAAUUGCUGAGAUAGCAAACUGUACUAAAUGUUUGUAUUUCGAAAGCAGAAAGCAUACGGACCUAUACUUGUGGAUAUCAAAUACGACAUGUGGUCCAUCAGUAAAAUUUUUGGCACAUAAUGUGCACACCAUGGAUGAAAUGCGGAUGUCUGGUAACUGUCUGAAGGGAUCGCGACCGGUGCUUUCUUUCGACUCUGCUUUUGAUAAUCAGCCACACUUCUCACUUAUCAAGCAACUUCUCAUUCAGACAUUCAGUACGCCAUAUCAUCAUCCUAGAAGUAAACCGUUUAUUGACCAUGUUUUCACGUUUUCAAUAACUGCCGAUGGUAAAAUAUGGUUCCGAAACUUCCAAAUUGUUAAUGAAACGCUUGAACUUCAGGAGAUUGGACCACGCAUGGUACUGGAAAUUAUUCGUAUCUUUGAUGGAUCAUUCGAAGGCUCCGUGUUAUAUGACAAUCCUAAUUACGUUAGUCCGAAUACUGUUCGAAGUGAAAUUAAGAAAAAACAGUCUAAUAAAUAUAUUAUGAAGAAGCUGGUUGAAGAGGCCCGUGGAGUAAAAUUAGCAGAACAGGCAGCUGUGAAAAUGCCUGAUCCUGUGGGUGAGGUUUUCGAUACCGAACGAAUGAUUGUAAAUCCUCGAGCAAAAGAAAUCAAGCGGAUUAUAGAAAAGAAAAAGAAGAAAAAGACGAAAAGCAAAACAAGAAAAAUCGAAACUGCAAGUUAAAUUUAAUUGCAGGUAGUGUUUUGCUGAUCUGCGUUUAUUUGUUGUUUGGACUGCACUUUUUUGUUGUGUUAAGUCUUGUCAUUCUUGCUGUUGUUGUUGUUUGUUAGCUAUAAUUCUUUUGUUUUUUGUGAUUUUCACAGAUCGAAUUUCACAGAUUUAUCUCAUUUUUGUGGUUUUUACAGACCAAAGGUUACUACUUGGAACAACUGUUCAUAAAAAUAAAAGAAUAUAAGAAAUCUCGCAAAUAAAAAAU
Messenger RNA from Loa loa (African eye worm), 1291 nucleotides. RefSeq names its product brix domain-containing protein. Gene Ontology annotation, biological process: ribosomal large subunit assembly; rRNA processing. The transcript is spliced from 6 exons. Gene Ontology annotation, cellular component: nucleolus. Gene Ontology annotation, molecular function: rRNA binding. The coding region runs from base 7 to 1038 and encodes 343 amino acids. The record is from RefSeq and is a predicted model, not a curated record. Lineage: Eukaryota; Metazoa; Nematoda; Chromadorea; Rhabditida; Onchocercidae.